AUGGAGAACGAGGGGCUCCAGGAGGCUCUGAAGGUCAAGAAGAAGCAGGGCAAGAAGGGCAAAGCUCUGCCUUUGAUUCAGCGGAAGGAGACUUGUGCUGGGACUCAGUGGUGGUCUCCAAGUAAGGUGUCAGAGGCUCGCUGGCGGGAUAAGGUAUUCACAAGAGAGGCAAAGGCAGAGAAACUCAAGAAAGUUAAUGCCAAGAAGCUCAGAGAGUCCAACAAACUACUCAAGGAUAAGCUUGACCAGGAGAAGCGUGAGAAGCGGGCAAGGGAGAAGGAAGAGCAAGACAAGGGAAGGGCCAAGGAGCGCAAAGAGAUAGAGAUGCGCAAAGCCGAACGACAGCGCAAAAAGGAGGAGAAAGAACAUGAGAAAGCUCUACAAUUGCCCCAAAGUAGUAAGCGAAAAGCUCCAAAGCCUCUAGCAGGGCCUAAGAAAAAGCUGCGUUGUGGUGCAGCUGCGCAUCGUGGUCCUCCUGCUGCAGAGCCCAUUAUGGAAGCACCAACUCGCACCACCCGCAGCGGUUGCACCUCCAUUCUGCCAGCACGUUUUGAGAAUCUCGUGAUAAUAGCUAAUAGCAACGUAUCGUCGACUUCGGGUGGCAGGCCAGAUACAUCCAGCACUUCGACGGAAGAGUUCUCGGCACCAGAAAAGCGUAUCGGACGGUCGACCUUUGCCCAAGACCACGAGGGCACCGUGCGAGCAUUGGCCAGGACUUUCGCUCUGCGCCGACUUCACUGGUGCUUUGAUACCAGGAUAGGCCGCGAACUAGAUUACACUCCCACAGUCCAGCCAGAUACCGGAUACCGGAUAUGCCACUGA
This is a messenger RNA of Macroventuria anomochaeta, 822 nucleotides long. RefSeq lists its product as uncharacterized. The transcript has 2 exons. Bases 1 to 822 code for a protein of 273 amino acids. The record is from RefSeq and is a predicted model, not a curated record. Lineage: Eukaryota; Fungi; Ascomycota; Dothideomycetes; Pleosporales; Didymellaceae.